Dermatophagoides farinae (American house dust mite) is the source of this 871-nucleotide messenger RNA. It is a transcript of the gene mRpS25, whose product is annotated as mitochondrial ribosomal protein S25. NCBI's taxonomy places the organism in Eukaryota, Metazoa, Arthropoda, Arachnida, Sarcoptiformes, Pyroglyphidae. Gene Ontology annotation, cellular component: mitochondrion. Gene Ontology annotation, molecular function: structural constituent of ribosome. The record is from RefSeq and is a predicted model, not a curated record.
UAGACUUUCUAUUUUCGCACUGUUCUUUAUACACAGCUGUUCACACGUGUUUUCGAUCUGGUUUUUUUUUUGAAAUAAAACCGAAAAAUAAAUUCUCGUAAUCAUGGGAUUUCUAUUUGGACCAGCUCCUAUCCGGCGUACGAUUCCAUAUCUUCAAAGUGGUAAACUUAUCCUGAAAAAUCGGGUCAAGAUAAUGGAAGUUCAUUACAAUAUGUAUUGGAAACGAUAUCGUCAAGAUAAAAGUCAUCUUUUGUAUCCUCAACACGAUGCUCAUAUUGGCUUAAGAGAAUUCUAUUUUUGGCACAUUCCACAGAUCCAAUACAUGAAUCCUAAUGUACAGAUUGUUCGAUUUUUGGAAAUGACACCAAAUCCAUUUAUUCGUUUCUGGCUACAAGAUGGUAAAGAUAUCCUAUUUGAUUGUGAUUCACAAUCUAAAGAAGAAAUCAUGCAACGAUUGGUCCGUACAUUGGGUAAAACCGAAGAACAAAUAACAUUUGAAGCAAGUAUUAAUGUUAAACAAGUGAGCGAAGAAAAUGAUGCUAUUUUCGGCGUGAAUCGUAAACGAUUCUGUAUGUGUGAAGUACCCGGGCAAUGUCCAUGUCCAUCGGUUAUUAAAUUGCCAAAAAAUCUACGUGGAAAAUUUACCAAAUUUUUUACCGAUGAUCUUAUUAAACAAGAAAAAGAAAUUGUUGAAGAUGGAAAAGAAUUUGAAGAUUAUCGUCCACCAGAAAUUGCUAGACAACGAUUUUUUAGAUCAUAAAAAUCAUUCACCAUUCAUUCUUAUAUAUUUAAACCAAUCUGGUCAAUAUAUAUCAUUGAUUCAUGUAAACAUACACACACACGCAAAUAUAUAUAUAUAUAAAUGAUUUUU